Messenger RNA from Spea bombifrons (plains spadefoot toad), 816 nucleotides. It is a transcript of the gene TP53RK, whose product is annotated as TP53 regulating kinase. NCBI's taxonomy places the organism in Eukaryota, Metazoa, Chordata, Amphibia, Anura, Pelobatidae. Gene Ontology annotation, molecular function: protein serine/threonine kinase activity; ATP binding. The record is from RefSeq and is a predicted model, not a curated record. The transcript has 2 exons. Gene Ontology annotation, cellular component: nucleus; EKC/KEOPS complex; cytosol. Bases 30 to 743 code for a protein of 237 amino acids. Gene Ontology annotation, biological process: protein phosphorylation.
UUAGCGUAUCUUCUCAGAAAGCUCUUGCAAUGGACGGGCAGGCGGAGUCCGACAGCAAGCGGCGGACUCGGAGCUUCCUGGACGGUUUUGCGUUAGUGAAACAGGGGGCCGAGGCUCGGGUGUAUCGAGGGAAGUUUCUGGGUAAGGCAGCCAUUGUCAAGGAGAGGUUCCCUAAGGCCUACAGGCACCCGGCCCUGGACGAGAAGCUGAGCCACAGGCGGACAGCACAGGAAGUGCGCUCCAUCCUCAGGUGCAGGAAGGCAGGCAUUGCAGCUCCGGUGGUCUAUUUCGUCGACUAUGUCUCCAAUUGCAUUUUCCUUGAAGACAUCGAGGGAUCCACCACCGUCCGGGACUAUAUGAUAUCCGCGCAGAGGGCUGCCGGUGAUGAUGGCAAACUGUGCCUCCUGGCAGACAGAAUAGGACAGCUGUUGGCGCGAAUGCACGACGAGGACGUCAUCCACGGCGACCUCACGACAUCCAACAUGCUCCUGCGUUCUCCGUUUGAUGAUCUCGGCCUCGUUCUGAUCGACUUUGGCUUGAGCUUUAUCUCUGCGCUUCCAGAAGACAAAGGCGUCGAUCUGUACGUUCUAGAAAAGGCUUUUCUAAGCACUCACCCCAACACCGAGGACCUUUUCCAAGCCCUGUUGAAGAGUUACACUUCUGCCUCCAAGAAAUCAGGCCCCGUGAUUAAAAAGCUCGACGAAGUGAGACUGAGAGGGCGGAAAAGGUCGAUGGUCGGGUAAAGGACGCUGAAUCGUUAAUGGAUCAUGUUUGUAUUCAAAAAAAAAAGUUAUUUUUAUUUAAUAAAAAAAAUGC